AUGUUAGGACUUCGAAAUGCGUCUACUGAGCUAAGAGCGCUAACAGGCUUGCGCAUAAUUUUCAAGCGAUCAAAACCGUUGCAUAAUGCCACUUUGAUAACUAGACUAAGUUCUACCUCUGCUGGGAAGAAGAAUAAGGUAGUGUUCACCGAAGAACAGCUAAAAGAGGCACGCGAAGCACGUUUAAAGGGUUUGGAACCUUAUGUCUCGAAACUGCCCGCCAAGAUUAUUCCUUAUGCCGAGCUGAUGCGUUUGGAAAGACCAGUAGGAACCUGGCUAUUGUAUAUUCCAUGCACUUGGUCCAUCACGAUGGCCGCUACCCAAAGCUUGGCACCGGUUUCAACGACAUUAUGGACCUUGUUUUUGUUCGGGGCAGGUGCAUUGAUCAUGAGAGGCGCCGGAUGCACAAUUAACGAUCUUUUGGACCGCAAGCUCGAUGAUAAGGUUAUUAGAACAAUGGAAAGACCCAUUGCAGCCGGAAGAGUCUCUCCGACGCAAGCAGUGACGUUUCUGGGAGCUCAAACUGCUGUGGGAAUGGGUAUUCUUGCUCAAUUGCCAGCCGAUUGCUGGUGGUUGGGUCUUUCGUCGCUUCCUCUGGUUUUCUCGUACCCAUUGUUCAAGCGGUUUACAUAUUAUCCGCAGGUGGCAUUGAGUGCAUGUUUUACAUGGGGUGCACUAUUGGGAUAUCCUGCAAUGGGAUUUAUGGACUGGUCCGUAAUGCUUCCUUUAUACGCCAGCAGCUUUCUGUGGUGUAUGACCUACGACACUAUUUAUGCGCACCAAGACAAGAAAUUCGACAUCAAAGUUGGCAUCAAAUCCACCGCUUUGGCGUGGGGUGAUCGGAGUCGGAAAAUAUGUCUGGCAAUGUCUGUGGCUCAAAUGGGUUUACUAGGAACCGCGGGUGCCGCUAGUGGACUGCUUAUGGGACCCGGAUUUUUGGCAGGUAUGGCUAUUUUCGGUUACAGGCUGUUUUCCAUGGUUUUGAAAGUUGAUUUGGACAAUCCUGCAGAUUGUUGGAAGUAUUUCACCAGCAACAUUCGUUCUGGUUUGUACUUCAGCGCCGCCUUGUUGUUUGACUACGUUUUGAAGAUCUUAGGCGUAUUGUAA
Molecule: messenger RNA, 1107 nt
Organism: Lachancea sp. 'fantastica'
Lineage: Eukaryota; Fungi; Ascomycota; Saccharomycetes; Saccharomycetales; Saccharomycetaceae
Source: the annotation of a GenBank genome assembly